Molecule: messenger RNA, 1652 nt
Organism: Trifolium pratense (red clover)
Lineage: Eukaryota; Viridiplantae; Streptophyta; Magnoliopsida; Fabales; Fabaceae
Product: probable F-box protein At4g22030
Exons: 1
Coding region: 109-1401 (430 amino acids)
Source: RefSeq, a predicted model, not a curated record
ACAUUCAAAUAUACAAACUUAACCAAACCAUUUCUUUCCCUACCUAUAAACACAAAUUAAUUAAACACAUAUCAUACCAAGAAACACCUUCAAAUAACAUUAAUCCAUAUGGCUUCAAUAUUACAAAGUUCAGUUAUACUUUCUUGUUCUUUAUCAUCAUCAGCAUCAUCUUCAAAGAGAGUAAUUAAUGCAGCAAUUCAUCUCCCAAAACUCUCAAAUAUAUCAUUACCAAAGAUCCAAACCAGAAAACAACAUGUUGAUCAAGAAUUAAAAAUACUCAAAGAGUACAAUACUCCAUUAUUAGAAAACAAUAACUCACAAAUAUUACACCAUCAAGAACAACAACAUUCUACAAAUUCUAAAACCAUUGUUCAACUCUAUGCAAUCUUGGAGGCCGUAUCCGACAGAAUAGAAAUGCAUCAAAACAUUGGCGAACAACGUAACAACUGGAACACACUUCUUUUAAACUCAAUCAACAUGAUUACUCUCACUGCUACAACCAUGUCUGGUGUUGCUGCUGCUACUGCAACUACUUGUUCUGAUUCAUCACUUUUGGCUUUGAAACUAUCUUCUGCUCUUUUGUUCUCUGCUGCAACUGGAUUGUUACUUAUCAUGAACAAAAUCCAACCUUCUCAACUCACUGAGGAACAAAGAAAUGCUACAAGAUUGUUCAAACAUCUUCAGAAACAAAUCGAGACCGUAAUUGCAAUAGGAAAUCCUAGUAAGGAAGAUGUGAAGAGUUCAAUGGAAAAAGUUUUGGCACUUGACAAAGCUUAUCCACUUCCUUUAUUAGGAGCAAUGCUUGAAAAAUUUCCUGCAAAAUUUGAACCUGCUAAUUGGUGGCCUUCAAAUAUGUUUCAAAAGAAAAACAAACCAUCGACCAAAAUGGGAAAAAUGAAUGGAUGGAGUGAAGAAUUAGAAAUGGAAAUGAGGGAGGUUGUUGAAGUGAUGAAGAGAAAAGAUUCCGAGGAUUAUGAAAGACUUGGUAACAUAGCUUUGAAGGUAAACAAGAGUUUAGCCAUUGCAGGGCCAUUACUCACAGGAAUUGCAGCUGUUGGUUCUACAUUUAUAGGUAAUGGUAGUUCUUUGGCUUCUUUUGUUCCUCUCUUGGCUGGUUCAUUGGCUGCCACGGUUAAUACUUUUGAGCAUGGUGGACAAGUUGGGAUGGUUUUUGAAAUGUACAGAACUUCUGGUGGGUUCUUCAAGUUGUUAGAAAGUUCAAUUGAAUCAAGUUUGGAAGAGAAAGAUUUAGAGAGAAGAGAAAAUGGAGAGUUGUUUGAAAUGAAGUUGGCUUUGUCACUGGGAAGAAGUGUAUCAGAGUUGAGGGAACUUGCAUCAAAAUCAGGUUCUUAUCGCAUGGAAGGUGUUGACAUAGAUGAAUUUGCUAGCAAGAUAUUCUAAGACAUAUUAACAUCAUUUAAUUAAUUCUUUAUAUGGUUUAUUCUUUCAUUCUUUGUAGUUAAUUAUCUGACUUAUACAUAUGCCUCUUACUGAUCUGUAAUUCUUUUAAUUUUCUUGAUUGGGUCUUGCCUAUUGUUAUUUAAUGCAUGCAUGCAUACUCCAUUGCACAAUUGUGGAGAAAAUUAUAGUGCAGAAGAUGAAGUUACUAUUUUUUUUUUCCGGUUUCAUAUAUAAAUAAAAAUAACUACUUU